Messenger RNA from Lontra canadensis (Northern American river otter), 3407 nucleotides. It is a transcript of the gene PPFIBP2, whose product is annotated as PPFIA binding protein 2. The record is from RefSeq and is a predicted model, not a curated record. The transcript is spliced from 25 exons. NCBI's taxonomy places the organism in Eukaryota, Metazoa, Chordata, Mammalia, Carnivora, Mustelidae. The coding region runs from base 205 to 3105 and encodes 966 amino acids. Gene Ontology annotation, cellular component: presynaptic active zone. Gene Ontology annotation, molecular function: protein binding. Gene Ontology annotation, biological process: neuromuscular junction development.
UGCAGCGCCACGGAAGAGGGAAGGGGAGUUGAGGGGCGGUCCCAAGGGAAGGAGGGCGGGAGAAAGCCGGCGCUCCGGGACAAGCCUCCCGUGGGUCCCGCCCCCGUCACGUGGGCUCCAGACCCGGCCGCUGCCGCUCGGUCCGCUGGUUGGUCGGUCAGUUGGUCGGUGGGUCAGUGGCCUGCAGCUCGCUUUUCGCCUCUCAUGUUCGGAGGUGGGAGGGACACGGGAGCGGCCCGCACACCUGAGCCGCCCGGACAGGAGCCCUGCACCCAGGAGAAGGAGGAGACCGAGGGGCAAGGAGUCAUGGCUUCCGAUGCCAGCCACGCGCUGGAAGCCGCUCUGGAGCAAAUGGACGGGAUCAUCGCAGGCACUCAGACAGGUGCAGAUACCAAUGACAGUGGCUGUGAGCCUGCUCGAGCCUCUCCGGCCUCCCACACAAACCCCUUUCCAGUGCUCCAUCUCGUUGAGGACUUGAAACUGGCCCUGGAGAUGCUGGAGCAACCCCAGGAGAGAGCAGCCCUCCUGAGCCAGAUCCCGGGCCCCACAGCUGCCUACAUAAAGGAGAGCUUGUCCCAGGUAAAUCACCAAGGUGCUGCUAAUAAUGAAACGUACCAGGAACGUUUGGCACGUCUAGAAGGAGAUAAGGAGUCCCUCAUUUUACAGGUGAGUGUCCUCACAGACCAAGUGGAAGCCCAAGGAGAGAAGAUCCGGGACCUGGAAGUGUGUCUGGAAGGACACCAGGUGAAACUCAAUGCUGCUGAAGAGAUGCUUCAGCAGGAGCUGCUAAGCCGCACAUCUCUUGAGACCCAGAAGCUCGAUCUGAUGACUGAAGUUUCUGAGCUGAAGCUCAAGCUGGUUGGCAUGGAGAAGGAGCAGAGAGAGCAGGAGGAGAAGCAGAGAAAAGCAGAGUCAGUUCUGAAUGUGAUCAGUGAGCUGCAGGAGCAGAUGUGUAGUCUGCAGCUGGACAUCCACAGGCAGAUCCAGGAGCGCCUCUCACUCAGGAGGGGUGUCCCUGACGAGGUGGCGCCCGAGGAUGGCACCGCCGAGCCCCCGGCCUGCAGCCAGGACUGCGCCUAUUGGGAGGGGUCACCUGAGUUACUGCAAGAGCUCAGGCACCUCAAAAUCAAGGUGGAAGAAUUGGAGAAUGAACGGAAUCAGUACGAAUGGAAGCUGAAGGCCACUAAGGCUGAGGUGGCCCAGCUGCAAGAGCAGGUGGCCCUGAAGGCUGCUGAAAUCGAGCGUCUGCACAGCCAGCUCUCCCGGACUGCGGCCCUCCACAGUGACCAUGCAGAGAAAGACCAAGAAAUUCAACGUCUGAAAAUGGGGAUGGAAACUUUGCUUGUUGCCAAUGAAGAUAAGGACCGUCGGAUAGAGGAGCUCACGGGGCUGCUAAACCAGUACCGAAGGGCGAAGGAGAUGAUGAUGGCAACACAAGGGCCUUCGGAAAGAACUCUCUUAAUCAAUGAAGAAGAACUCGAGGGAAGUUUCAGAAAGUGGAACAGUGUGAAUAAAGGCCCUGAAGAAUUCUUUAAACCAGAGAUGCCUCCAAGAUGUAACUCUCCCGCCGUGGGGCCACCUCCACUACCACAGAAAUCGCUGGAAACCAGAGCUCAGAAAAAACUCUCAUGUAGCCUAGAAGACCUAAGAAGUGAACCUGUGGACAAGUGUGUCAACGGGAACCAGCUCUCCCCUGGGGUGGAAACCAAGGACAACCCUUUCCUGGUGGAGCACAAAUACCCCACGUUACCUGGGAAGCUUUCAGGAGCGACACCCAAUGGAGAGGCUGCCAAGUCGACUGCCACUGCCUCACAGCCCGACCCCGCAGGGAGCAGCCUGCUGCGGCUGAGAGACACAGAAAGUGGUUGGGACGACACCGCCGUGGCCAACGAUCUCUCAUCCACAUCCUCGGGCACUGACUCAAGUCCCCAGUCUCCCCUGACCCCAGAUGGUAAACGGAGCCCCAAAGGCAUCAGGAAGUUCUGGGGAAAGAUCCGAAGAACUCAGUCCGGGAACUUCAACACCGACGCCCCAGGGAUGGCGGAGUUUCGACGAGGUGGGCUCCGGGCAACUGCAGGGCCAAGGCUCUCUAGGACCAGAGACCCCAAGGGUCAGAAAUGUGACGCUGGCGCCCCCUUUGCCCAAUGGAGCACGGAGCGCGUGUGCGCAUGGCUGGAGGACUUCGGCCUGGGCCAGUACGUGAUCUUUGCCCGGCAGUGGGUGACUUCUGGCCACACUUUACUGUCAGCUACCCCUCAGGACAUGGAAAAGGAGUUGGGGAUUAAGCAGCCUUUGCACAGGAAAAAGCUGAUUUUGGCCGUGAAAGCCAUCAACACCAAGCAGGAGGAGAAGUCGGCCCUGCUGGACCACAUCUGGGUGACACGUUGGCUUGAUGAUAUUGGCUUACCACAAUACAAAGACCAGUUCCAUGAGUCCAGAGUCGAUGGGCGAAUGCUACAGUACCUAACUGUGAAUGAUCUCCUCUUCUUAAAAGUCACCAGCCAACUGCAUCAUCUCAGCAUCAAAUGUGCCAUUCAUGUGCUUCACGUCAACAAGUUCAACCCCCACUGCCUGCACCGGCGGCCAGCUGAUGAGAGUAACCUUUCUCCUUCAGAAGUUGUGCAGUGGUCCAACCACAGGGUGAUGGAGUGGUUGCGAUCCGUGGACCUGGCAGAGUACGCACCCAACCUUCGUGGGAGUGGUGUCCAUGGAGGCCUCAUCAUCCUGGAGCCACGCUUCACUGGGGACACCCUAGCUAUGCUUCUCAAUAUUCCACCACAAAAGACGCUCCUCAGACGCCACCUGACCACCAAAUUCAAUGCCCUGAUUGGUCCCGAGGCUGAGCAGGAAAAGCGAGAGAAAAUGGCCUCACCAGCGUACACACCACUGACCACCACAGCCAAAGUCCGGCCAAGGAAACUAGGAUUUUCCCAUUUUGGCAACAUAAGAAAAAAGAAAUUCGAUGAGUCGACGGACUACAUUUGCCCCAUGGAGCCCACUGACGGUGCUGGUGACAGUCAGAGGGCCUACAGUGGCUACCGGGGCUUCAGCCCCCUCGAUGGCCCUGAACUGGAUGGGCUGGACCAGGUGGGACAGAUUCGCUGAUGGCCUUGUUACCGUCCUGUCUGUGCACCCUGAGAGCUUCACCGUAACAUCGCGUGUGUCCCCACAGAGCUGCGCCUUACCCCCCGCCCCGUGCAUGCCUCACAGAGAACAUUCCGGCUGCUGUGUACCCCUGGCCAGUGUCUCUCAGAACUCUGGGGGGUGGCCAGGGUAAUGGAGUGGCACUUUUGCUAAGGGGCCAGGCUUUGGGGACUCUUGCCAAAAUGGACUCGGGAGGAAAGACACAAGGAUGAUUGUACAUUUGUAGUAACUCUUAGUGGCCAUCUUCAGCACUGGUGGAAACA